AUGCUGCUGCCCACGGUGCCGGCCAUGGCCAAGGGCAGGGUGGCCAGGACUACAGAUGAUGGGCCACUCCUAGACAAAGAACUAGCAAUAUUUUUGCGGUUUGAGUAUAAAGUUUGGCAUAGUAAAAAUCUUAGUGUUCUUCAGUCAUCAUGUUUCUCUCAGUUACUAAAGCUUGAAAAUUGUGUGACAGUUGCUCCGAGGUUUCUGAGGCAGCCGGCCAACGCUCUCGCCUAUGAGAAGGAGAACGUGGAGCUGGAGUGCAGCGUGUACGGCCAGCCAGAGCCCUCGCUCCACUGGCUCAAGAACGGCGAGCUGCUGGUGGAGACGGAAUACCUUCAGAGAACGCGUCCAGAACGUGAGUGCAGCUCCUCCAGCGAGGGACGGGAUGAAUACAAGACCCAGAUCAGCGACCUAAGUCCCGGGAGUAACUACAUGGUGCGGGUGGCGGCCCACACCUCCGGCAGCCUGGUGGGCGCCUCCAUACACGAGGUGCGGGUGUUCACCAAGCCGGACCUGGACCUGCCCUCCGCCUCAGAGUCUGAAAGUUGUCUCCACCUCACCCACCAGUCUGGAGGCCACUUGGUCGCCGCCCGUACUGGCCAAAACGCCCAUCACGGGAUACACCAUGUUCUAUACGCAGUUUUCUCCUCAGGUUGGGUCAGCAGAAGAACACGUAGUAAAGGUCACUGGUACGUCACAUGACCUCCAAGGCCUGGACCAGUUCACUGAGCACAGCGUGUGGCUCACCGCCGUCAACAGUAAUGGUGGGGGAGAUGCCACCCCGGAGGUCACUGCCAGAACCUUCUCAGACGUGCCCUCAAAGGAGCCUCAGAAUGUGAGCGUUGAGGCUGCCAGCUCAAGGGCGAGUUGUGGAAGGCUUCCAAGGCAAAGAUACAUUGUGAAACUCGUUUUUAAAUAGCUUUCUGCUCUGUUCGUUUCCUUCACAUCAUCUCUACAAGUUGCACAUUCAUUGUUUCAGUAUUUUUAACCCUUGCACAUUCAUUAUAUUUGACCCGUCUGCUGCGAUUGGCAUGGAUUUGGCCUUCACUGGUAGCCUGAAAACAUUUACUCCCAUGUCUUUCCCUGGCUCUGUGGUGGAUAGUGGAGUGUAUCCAGUGUGGCAUUGGUGCGCAGGAUAUCCCCUCCCAAGCUGCAGGACUUUACAUUUUUCUCCACUGAAUUGUAGCAGCCGGUUUGUGUUCCAUUCCUGUAGCUUGGUGAGGUCUUCUGGUAGGAAAUCCACAGUCAGGGGGUUAAGUUGAAGCAUUCAUGGCCUCACACAAUGUUCAAACUUUUUAAGAUUGUAUUUUGAUAAUUUAUCGUAUAACUUUUUUCCCUCACACGGCCUUUCCCUUCAGAGCCUCAUCAUCUGCUGGGAGCCUCCGCUGGCCGAGCACCAGAAUGGGAUCAUCACCAGCUGCAAGAUCCGCUACAAAGAGCGCGGCGAGUCAGGUUCCUCCAAGACCAAAGCCACAGACGGAAACAGACGACUCUUUGCCCUCAAGAAAAGCACCACAUACUCCAUAAAGGUUUAACCCAUC
Eriocheir sinensis (Chinese mitten crab) is the source of this 1541-nucleotide messenger RNA. RefSeq names its product neogenin-like. Gene Ontology annotation, molecular function: protein binding. The transcript is spliced from 4 exons. Lineage: Eukaryota; Metazoa; Arthropoda; Malacostraca; Decapoda; Varunidae. Bases 1 to 702 code for a protein of 233 amino acids. Gene Ontology annotation, biological process: cell-cell adhesion. The record is from RefSeq and is a predicted model, not a curated record.